AUGUCUGACGAAAAAGAAACAAGACUAAAUGAACCCAAGCAAAAUUCUAUGUACGUCGGUGCUUUACCAAAUAUAUCGAUGGAAUCUCUUCUUCAAUUUAAUAUGCCAGGUGAUCGUUAUGGUGCAUCAUCAAUUCGAUUAUUUCUUGGUAAAUAUCAUGCACUUCCAUGUCUUUUAAGUUGUAUUAGUGGUACUGAUAGAAAAUUAUUACAUGUAACAACAAUAUUAAAUUAUCUUCGUGAUGAACUCAAACAUGAUUUAAAUACUGAUCUAAUAACUGGAAAUUAUAAUGUUCAAACAAAUCAAAUGGAUAUUAAUGCACGUUUUUGUGAUUUAAAAAAUGGUAUUAUGCUCGAAUUCCAUGACAUUUAUUUGAAUUCUGCAGUAUUAAAUCCAAAUCAAUUAAAAGCUGAUAAUGCUGAUAACGGUUUUUCAAUUCCAACAUCAAUUACUAUUUAUUAUCUUCCACAUCAGAUAACAUUCGUGCCAGAGUUAUGCAAAUCUUUUUAUAACAUGACACUAUUAACACCAGAACCAACUAUAACAUUUACUUUACAAAUGGUUUGUCGAAAUCAAUGUGGAUAUUAUCUCAAUAGUAUUACUAUUAAAAAACCACUUAUUACCGAUCUCGCACUUUAUUAUGGAAAUGAUUUUGUUUCAGUUCAUGAGAAAAUUAUUAAAAGUUUGAAUACAGUAGAAAAUAAAGGAAUCGUUCUUUUACAUGGUAUUCCAGGUUCAGGAAAAACUCAUUAUAUUCGAUAUUUAAUUCAUGAAAUUCAAGGUAAAACAUUGAUCUAUGUUCCACCAGAUAUGGCAAAAGAGAUUUCUUCACCAGACUUUCUUCCAUUUCUUAUGCAAUAUCCUGAUUCAAUUCUAAUUAUUGAAGACGCAGAAAAUAUCAUUAAAGAUCGAAAUGAAUCUUCUUUUCCAUCACAAGCUGUUGCGAAUCUUUUGAAUUUAUCUGAUGGUUUAUUGGGUGAUGCAAUGCAUCAACAAAUUGUUGCCACAUUUAAUUGUGAUUUAACAACAAUUGAUCCAGCUUUACUACGCAAAGGACGUUUAAUUGCCAAUUAUGAAUUUAAUAAAUUAGAUUUAGAAAGUUCAAAAAUUCUCUCAGAGAAAUUAGGAUUUGGAACAAAGAACAUCACCGAACCAAUGACAUUGGCAGAAAUUUAUAAUCAAAAUGAUUAA
Messenger RNA from Adineta steineri, 1191 nucleotides. NCBI's taxonomy places the organism in Eukaryota, Metazoa, Rotifera, Eurotatoria, Adinetida, Adinetidae. The record is from the annotation of a GenBank genome assembly.